This is a messenger RNA of Linnemannia hyalina, 1134 nucleotides long. The record is from the annotation of a GenBank genome assembly. Lineage: Eukaryota; Fungi; Mortierellomycota; Mortierellomycetes; Mortierellales; Mortierellaceae.
AUGGCAACGAUAUCCCACCCUGUGACGACGGCAUUGGUCGAGAACACGGGCACACAACCCUACACCCAGAAGAAGGUCACCUUGGGCCCCGCCAAUGUCAUCGCCUACAUGUUCCAAGGAACCGGUGUCUUUAUGUGCCUCGAUGUCGUGGUGUGGCCUAUGGAAGUCGCCAGGACAAGGAUGCAAGCAAGCAAGGAUAACCGGCCUCAAUCGACAUUCAAGUUGCUGCGCGACAUUGCAAGAACUGAAGGUCCCACGAAGUUGUUCCGUGGCCUUGGUCCAUUCUUGCUGACUUCAUUGCCUUCGCAGUUCUUAUACCUCGGUGUCUACGAGCACGCCACAUCCGUCAUCGAGCAUAACUUUCCCGAUCACCACAACACCAACAGCGCCAUGCGAGAGGUCGCUGUGGCAGGAACGGCAGGAUUUCUGGCAGAAGCCUUCUCGGCGAUUCUGUAUGUCCCCACAGAUAUCAUCUCCCAGCGAUUGCGUAUCCAAUCGGAAUCAAAAGGGGGUCCCCACAUGACCAGCCUAGACAUCUUCAAGUCGAUCUACAGGACGGACGGCUUACGUGGAUACUACCAAGGCUUCAUGGCAACCCUCCUCGCCUUCACACCCUCCAGCGUCACCCAUUGGGCCGGCUACGAAGCCUCCAAAAAAGUCCUUUUCAACCACUUCUCCGCAAAAGAACAACACCACCUCCGUCAAGGCAAAACAGAUUCAUUCUAUACCCACUACCGUCUCUCCCAAAACAACUAUUUCAUCGUUGGACUCUCGGCCUUGAACGCCUCGGUCAUGUCGUUGGUCAUCUCGUCCCCCUUUGAUAUGGUCCGCGUGCGGUUACAGCUGUUGGAUAGUGUCCAUCAUGAACAGGCGGAGCAGUUGAAGAAGGGUUGGUGGGCCAUGGCAAAGUUGAUUGCGAAACAGGAGGGGGUGAGGGGGUUCUUUAAGGGGAUGGCGCCCAAGGUUAUGGCGGCUAUCCCUGGAGGGAUGGGGUACUUGUUUGCGUAUGAGUACAUUAAGGAAAACCUUGAAGGCGAUUCGACAAAGACGCCAGCUUCUGGUUCUUCUUCCUCUUCGCCAUCCACCAUCUCUUCUUCUGUACCCUCGAUCCUCCCACCUACCUUCUCGACCUAG